AUGUUAGCAGGGCGCCCCUUGGCGGCUUACUUCGAGCAGAAGAAAAUGGCCGGGCGACGAAAAUUUCUAAACGGGAUUUUAGGAGAUGAUUCGGAGCAUUUGCUGGCAAUCGACCGCUUUCUGCAUGAGCAUUCUGUGAAGGACGAAUUUUUGCAUCAAGCCAUUCAUACAAUCGAGUUUGUCUUGGGUUGUGUCUCUCACACGGCAUCAUAUCUUCGAUUAUGGGCUCUCAGUUUAGCGCAUGCUCAGCUUUCUGAAGUCUUAUGGGAAAUGGUUCUGAUCCGAGGUCUAUCGGCCGGUGGAAACCUUAUCACGUCUUCAAUAUUGUCAUAUGUGGUCUUCUUCUUUUUUGCCGUGUUGUCCCUAUCGAUACUGGUGAUUAUGGAAGGAUUAUCGGCAUUUCUACAUGCCCUUCGACUGCAUUGGGUAGAGUUCCAGUCCAAGUUCUAUCAAGGUGCUGGUCAUGCUUUCCGUCCCUACUCGUUACAAGAAUGUCUAGAAACAGCCCAACACUUGUCUGAGGUCACUGAAGAUGUUAAAAAUGUUGCGUGA
Molecule: messenger RNA, 552 nt
Organism: Haemonchus placei
Lineage: Eukaryota; Metazoa; Nematoda; Chromadorea; Rhabditida; Trichostrongylidae
Source: the annotation of a GenBank genome assembly